AUGACUGGAGGCGGCAAGUCCGGCGGCAAGGCCAGCGGUUCCAAGAACUCGCAAACUCGUUCUUCUAAGGCCGGUCUGGCCUUCCCUGUUGGUCGUGUUCACCGUCUUCUGCGGAAGGGAAACUAUGCUCAGCGCGUCGGUGCUGGUGCUCCCGUGUACCUGGCUGCUGUCCUAGAGUACCUCGCUGCCGAGAUUCUUGAGCUGGCAGGAAACGCUGCUCGUGACAACAAGAAGACUCGUAUCAUUCCCAGACAUCUUCAGCUUGCUAUCCGGAACGAUGAGGAGUUGAACAAGCUUCUGGGCCACGUUACUAUCGCGCAGGGCGGUGUCUUGCCCAACAUUCACCAGAACCUUUUGCCCAAGAAGACGGGCAAGGCUGGCAAGAACGCCAGCCAGGAGCUGUAG
Sporothrix brasiliensis 5110 is the source of this 405-nucleotide messenger RNA. Its product is annotated as histone H2A. Lineage: Eukaryota; Fungi; Ascomycota; Sordariomycetes; Ophiostomatales; Ophiostomataceae. The transcript is spliced from 3 exons. The record is from RefSeq and is a predicted model, not a curated record. Gene Ontology annotation, cellular component: nucleosome. The coding region runs from base 1 to 405 and encodes 134 amino acids. Gene Ontology annotation, molecular function: protein heterodimerization activity; structural constituent of chromatin; DNA binding.